Messenger RNA from Paramecium tetraurelia, 2859 nucleotides. RefSeq lists its product as uncharacterized. Lineage: Eukaryota; Ciliophora; Oligohymenophorea; Peniculida; Parameciidae. Gene Ontology annotation, molecular function: phosphorelay sensor kinase activity. The record is from RefSeq and is a predicted model, not a curated record. Gene Ontology annotation, biological process: phosphorelay signal transduction system. The transcript has 2 exons.
AUGAAGCAAAUAUUGAAAUUAUUUGCUAUGAACCUCAUAUUGAUAGCCAAUAUUCUUUAAAGUUUAUGGUGGAUGGUUUUGGCUUUAUACUUCAUAGAACCAAUAAACUAUAUUGUGUUUUAUUUGCAAAUAGGGUGUGUAACAAUGAGAAUUUUGUAAUCAAUUUUGAUCAUCAAAAAUUACGGAAUGUUAAUAUUUGUGCACAUAGUAUCUCUAAUUUAUUACGCGACUUAUAUUGAAUCUUUAUUGCUCAUGAAUUACGAUUACUCUUGGAGCAUCUUCUCAAGUAGUUUAUUAAUAAUUAUUACUUACAAUUCGUAUUUGAAAUUUGCAAUUUAAAAAUGGAGUUACAUAUGUAAAUUAGGACUUCCCUUUUAUAUUAUUUUAAGACUCGUAUCCAUCGCCUUUAUUUCCUUUAAUUAUUUUGCUAUAGAAUGCUUAUUAAUAAUAAUUGUUGUUUUAAUUUAGUACUUGUUAACUUAUGAGUAAUAUGAUGAGAAGGUUAAUGUUAAUAGUAAUACUAAAGGUAAAACUAAAAUACCGGAAUUAUAAUUAAAAAAAGUAGAUGAGAAGGAAUCGCCAAAUCAUCAACAAUAAUCUUUACUAAAAUCAUUUAGCAGACUCUCUAUUAUUCAAACACCAUUGAAAAGCUAAAGUGUUUUAAUGAAGGAUCAACCAAGUGAUUUGAAAGUAGGAUAAUUUUCUAAUUUAACUAAUUUGUCAAAAUCUUAAAAGUAAAAUAAACCUUCUGAAAAGUCAGAUUUACAAUUACAUAUAUUUUACUAGAACCUUAUCAAUAUUUUCCCAUAAGGAAUUGUGAUUUUAAAUCAAUUACAAUAAAUUACCUAUAUGAAUAACAAAUGCGAAAAGUUAUUGGAAAGUUAGGGAGGAGAGUAGGUCUUGGAGAAGAUUAAAGUUUGUGUUAAUAAUGCUAAAAUGUCAGAUAAUGAGAGUGAAAUAUCCAAUAAUUUGUAAACAACCAAAUUAAAUAGAUAAAUAAAUUAAUAUACUCUUUAAAGGAUAGUUAGAAAACUGCAAAAGGAUAAUCGAAGAGCAGAUAUUUUUGAUAUCAUGCUUUAUCCUUCAAAAUAUUAUGGAAUGUUGGAAUAACGUGGAGAAUCGUAUAGUUAAGAAGAUUCGAAAACAGAUCAACUGACACUACAAUAAUAGGCAUUUAUAUAUGAAUGGUUAUUUGAAUCUGAAGUGUAAAAUAAAAUUAAUUAGAAGAAACUCAAAUUAAUCAUCAUCCCAACUACAAUGACUGGACAACAGUAAGAAUACAUAUCUCUCCCUUCAUAAAAUAAAUUUUCAAGCAAACUCAAUAUCUAAGUUAACAAUGAUUCAGAAAUCCCAGUUCUACUUAUAAUGAUUAAGAAUGUAACAAGCAAACACAGAUAUCAAUAAAUGAAAGAUGAAUAGAUUAUUCACCAUAGUUUAAUUAAAUCAUUCUCUCAUGAAUUGAGAACUCCAUUGAAUUCAUGUUAACAUAUGUUAAACCUAAUCAAGAAUUAGAAUAAAGAGAAUAAUGUGCAGGAGUAUGUUGACAUAGCUAUGUGUUCCAUUACUCUUUUAAUUCAUCAAAUUAAUGAUAUACUUGAUUAUGCUGCCAUUUAAUCCUUCUCCUUCUCUUAUCAUCUCACCAGAUUCAGUAUCAAUCAGAUCACUCAAGAAAUUGAGAAUCUUUAUAAUAUAUAAAUGAGACAGAAGAAAAUUCAUUUUUAAAUUAAAGUAUAGCCAUCAUUGAAAGAUUCCAUUAUUUGUAAUGAUAAGCAAAGAAUUCUUUAAAUUAUUGUUAACUUAUUAAAUAAUGCCACAAAAUAUACGAAAGAAGGAGGGACAGUCAAACUUAGUAUUAAAUAAAUGAGUCUAUUCCAUCUAAAAGUAUCAGUGAAAGAUAAUGGAAUAGGAAUAGAAGAUGAUAAAUUAGCAUUAAUUCAAAAUAGUUUGAAAGGUACUUCAGAGUACGGUGCAAGAUUGAAAUCUCAUUAAGUUUCUUAAAAGGCAGGACUUGGGUUGCAUAUUGCAGCUAGAUUAGUAGAAGGAUUAGCUGAAUCAAAUAAUAAUUAGGUGCUAAUCAGUUCUAUAAAAAAUCAAGGAACAAAAGUGUAAUUUUUAGUUUAAAAUUUCUUUAAUGCUACAAAUGAUUAAUAUUAAUCUAAUUACGUAUCGCAAUUAACUGGAAGAUUCAAUCAAUCAGGUAUUUAAUAUACAUUAAGUGAGAGAAAAUUUGAUGAUAGAAUUUUAAUUAAGUAAAUGAAUUCAAAAUUAGAUUAUGAUUAUUAAUUUUAGGAUAAUUUUGUUUAUGAAUAAGAAUCUUCUUUGAACACUCCAAAACUUAAUGAUGAUAUGAAACAACCAUAAAUUUCUUUACCCAUCAGUCCUGAAUACUUCUCACAUAAGUUUCUUCCUACAUGCUAAAAUACCUUGCCUUAGUAUAGUAUCCAAAAAAGCAUCUUUUUAUGUGAUAAUUGUGUUCAUGUGUUAAUUGUUGAUGAUAUUCCAUUUAAUCAAAUAGCACUUAAAUUGAUGCUCAAAUAUUAUCAAAUAGAAGCAGAUCAAGCAUUUGAUGGAUUGUAAGCGAUUGAAAAAGUUAAGACAAAAUUGUAGGGACAUUGUCCUACUUAUAAAUUAAUAUUUAUGGACAUAGAGAUGCCAGGGAUUGAUGGGUUUUAAACAAGUAAAUAGAUUAAUGAAUUGACUUAAAAACAAUCAAUGAUAGUAAUUUGUUCUGCGUAUGACACUUAAGAAAAUUUCAGUGAAGGACAAAAAGUUGGUAUCUCGACAUUUCUUCCAAAGCCUGUAAAAUAAGAUGAAUUGGAGGAAGUGUUGAAGAAACUGUUUCAAAAGAAUUUUAAUUGA